Messenger RNA from Lutzomyia longipalpis, 1345 nucleotides. RefSeq lists its product as uncharacterized. The record is from RefSeq and is a predicted model, not a curated record. The coding region runs from base 70 to 1320 and encodes 416 amino acids. NCBI's taxonomy places the organism in Eukaryota, Metazoa, Arthropoda, Insecta, Diptera, Psychodidae. The transcript has 4 exons.
UAUCUGAAUAUAAUUGUGGAAAGACACUAUUUCAUUGAGUUAAUAGAGGUGCGUAGAAGUAUUUCAUCAAUGGCUGAAAUAAGUGAGAAAAACCGUGAAGAAAAUUCAGUUAAUUAUCCGAAUUUCCUCAAUCGAAGCUUCUUUGAAGAUGUUCUGCAGAAAUAUGAACAAGACUCCACUCUUUCGAUCACAAAUCUCGAGAUAACUUCCGCUACUCAGGCGGGAGAUAAUUUUUCAAGCAUUGUUCUCAAGGCGAAAGUCUUCUACAAGACAAAUGGAAAAGAAAUAAUUUCUAAGUCUCUAAUUGUGAAGACAUUACCCUUUGAAGAUAGUUCGAGGAAGGAAAUGCUUGAGAGUUUCCCUGUUUUUGAGAGAGAAAUUGAAAUUUACACCAAAGUCCUUCAGGAGAUGCGGAGGAUUAUGGAUUCCAUUGGAGAUUCAGAAGAAUUUUCCCCAAAAUUAAUCUACUUUAGUCGUGACCCAAAGGUCCUUAUAUUUGACGAUUUAAAGGAACUUGGCUACCAAAUGCAUCUUGAGCUACAUAAUUUUGAAAAUACCGUUAAAAUUGCAAGAAAAUUAGCAAAAUUCCACGCUCUAUCCAUCUAUAUUGAUGAAAAUAAAUCCAACAUCGAUUUAACAAAAUACAAGACAAUUAUCACGAAAGACGGUAUAGAAAAGGGACAAGUCUUCUUCGGAGGAUUAGACUAUCUCAAGGAGGAAGUAAAAAAUUGGCCAGGAUAUGAGAAAGUUGCUGAAAAAUUGGCAAAUCAGAGCCGCGUCUACGUGAAUGAUCUACUGAAGGCCUAUGAGCCACUUCCUGCCCCAGGAUUCAACGUUCUCUGUCAUGCGGAUUUUCACAUUAAGAAUUUGUUAUUCAAAAUGCAGGAUGGAUCAAUGUUGACGGAGACAAUGUUCUUGGACUUUCAGAUGUCCCACUGGGGAUCACCAGGAGUUGAUUUAAUUCCCAUUUUCUACGCAAUGGGUGAUGCAGAAUGCAGGAAGAGGCGUGAAGAAAUCCUCUUUGCCUACCACGAAUCCUUGGAGGGAUAUAUGAAGCGAUUGGGAUGCCUGACAAAGUGCCCAUCCUUGUUGGAACUCAAUGGGGAUCUCCUGAAAAUGGGAGCUGUGGAGGUUGUUUGGGGAAUUACCUUCUUGCCCUUUUUCUAUCCAUUCUUCGCAAAUUUGGACAUGUCGGCCGUUGAGGAUCCAACACCGGAGGCAAUGAAUAAAAUAAGGAAGAUCAUGUAUUCCGACAAGGAUGUCAAUGAAGCUCUAAGAGAAAUUCUUUUGAAUCUUCUCUACAGAGGAGUUUUGUAUUGAAAAUUGAUUUGUUUUUGAAAAUUGA